AUGAGGAAAUGGUAUACCCUCGUAGAGGCGUAUUCGCGGAGGCAGCUCACCGUCAAAACGGACAAACUCCCUGCCGUGAGUGGGGUGGCCGCCGAGGUAGCACACAUGCUUGGCAGCGCCGACGGCAGCGCAUAUGCUGCCGGGUUGUGGAAAGGGGAUAUCCUCCGCGGAUUGGCCUGGUUCUUUCACCCGAUGUUUUGCUUGCGGGUUGCCAAGGGGGACCACCCCUGGCCACCAGGCCCGGCCGAUGAGGGCAUUCCCUCGUGGUCCUGGGCGGCAUUUGAUGGGUCAGUGAUGCACUAUGGGCAGGGCUGGUCGAAGCUGCAGGCCCCGACAGUCUUGAGUGUAGAGACCUUGCCAGUGGGAGUUGACCCGUUCGGAAGGGUCAUGGGAGGCCGGAUCCGCCUGACGGGGUGGACAUUUGAGGCCCAAGUGUCAGAGGCCCAUCUACGGUUGUACUUUGAUUCGGACCCUGAGGAGUUGCCUAGCAUUGCCGUUGUUUGUUUGAUGCUGGGGAACGGCUUGAGCCCGCGGCGAGUGUAUGGGGAUGUUGGCCUGGUGUUGAUGAAGGAUGGGCAGAGGCAGAGGCGUGUGGGCAUGUUUGAUGUCGAGGCGUCAGAUAGGAAGUGGGUUAAGGGAAGGAGGCAGAUGACGGUUGAGAUUGAGUGA
This is a messenger RNA of Canariomyces notabilis, 669 nucleotides long. RefSeq lists its product as uncharacterized. The coding region runs from base 1 to 669 and encodes 222 amino acids. The record is from RefSeq and is a predicted model, not a curated record. The transcript is spliced from 2 exons. NCBI's taxonomy places the organism in Eukaryota, Fungi, Ascomycota, Sordariomycetes, Sordariales, Chaetomiaceae.